Annulohypoxylon maeteangense is the source of this 2961-nucleotide messenger RNA. RefSeq lists its product as uncharacterized. The coding region runs from base 397 to 2856 and encodes 819 amino acids. The record is from RefSeq and is a predicted model, not a curated record. The transcript has 4 exons. Lineage: Eukaryota; Fungi; Ascomycota; Sordariomycetes; Xylariales; Hypoxylaceae.
AGUCGAUAUUAUGCAGUGUAACGCCAGCUGCUCCCGACAUCAUCUCAAAUCAGAUACUUCCCCCGUCUGUUAAUCGGCAUGGAUUAAUAUUUCUAUUAGCUGAACACACCUUAAAAAUAUCAGGUAUUAUACCAUAGCCACAAAGAGCCAGUAAGUGCUAUCGAAGAGCCUUCUAUUAAUCAGUAAGAAUCGUUACAUUGCUUCGAAGAUCGGCAAGUUGAUAGGCUACACGUGGACCUAUGCCAAGCCAUUUCUCCCUUCUUCAGCCAUGCGCAGCCUGCUUCGUUACCGAAAAUGCAUAUCCACCUACCUAGGUCUAGCUGCCUCUCAUUAUGUACUCUAUGAAUCGUACCUGGUGUAGGUAAAGGGCCUAUGCAAUAGAUUCAUAGGAAAGUAAUGGGGGACCCCCUAGGAGUAGCCAGCUCCAUCGUGGGCAUUGCAGCGUUCGGCCUGAAGUUUGCGACCACUCUUCAGACGUACAUCGAAGCCGUAGCCGAUGCGCGAGAGAGCUUACGAGACAUUGCUUUUGAUGUCAGCGCCACGGCGUCGGCUUUAGAUCAGCUCCACCGGUUCAUCAAGGCCGACGAAAAUGGCAAAUCAAUCGCGAAUGAUUCAGGAGUACAAGAGGUGGCUCGCUUAGCAUCGAAAUGCAAACAGGUCUACACUGCAGUCAUCAAUCUCAUUGCUAAGGCUGUCAGUGCACCGAAGGAUGACAACGGCGAGGUAUUGAUCGAUGCGUUGGACGCAAUAGACUUAGACGAGUCAAAUGUCAGACGACUGGUGCAGAAACUCAAAUGGCCUUUCCAGGAACCUCGCAUCAAGAAGCAUCAAGAAGAGCUAAGAUGGCUGAAAAUAAGUCUCCUGUUCCAUCUACGGCUAAUGGAACUUGCAAAGACAAAGAUAAUGGCCCCAACGAGAUCUUUUAGCAGUCGGGAGAAGGAACUGGCCUUGCAAGCUAAUCUAGAAAAGCUCUUAUUCAGCAAGCAAGCUUAUGUCGAAAGAAUAGCUUUCGAAAGGAGGAGAAACCAGAGGAAAGCAAGAGGAAAGAGAGUUGUGGGCAGGACGAGGUCUUCUUCUUCUGCAUCUAUUGUGCACGCGAUAGACGUGGAAAUUAAAUCUCGGAAUUCAAGUCCCAAAGGAAAGAGACCUGUUUCCAAAUCUCCUCCCAAGAUUGGCGCCCGAGAAUUGUGGCCUUCAACUUUAAAAGAUGAGGGUCGCUUUGGGAUACAAGAUACUUUCCCGUAUAAAGAACCUAUCGACGAUGUAUUGGAAUAUUCACCCCCCGGAAACGCCCUGAAGCCUCCUAAGUCAAAAUCCGACCCUCGCAAUGAUACUACGCCCAAUCCCAUCAUGUACAAUCAGAUAUCUACAGAGGCUAGGCCACAUAUAUCGGAGGAAAUCGAGAAUAACAAGACUCCCGGGAAGGAUACCGGCUCCUCGCCACCACCUAGAGGUGUUCCUGGAACUAAAUACUUCGUUGGUGGAAUUCACCUGCCCCGACCACGCCAAAGUAAUGAGCACAUUACGACUAUAAAAGCGUUGCACAUCCAGGAAGGAGCUCAAAAUAGCUUGCAUGCAGAUAAUACAGAAGAAAAGAGAGAAAGCCCCCAAAGUCACACAAUCGGGAACUCAAACGGCCGAUAUAAGCUAAAAUUCUCGCAGGUAUCCCUAAAUUUUUUCCCAUGGUCACCCAAGAUCUUUAGCAAACGAGAUAGAAGUAAAUCUAUAGACGAUCAUGAAAGGCAUGAUCUCGAAGCGUACCUCAUCGAGGGGGAUAACUCUGACCCCAAAUCCAACCCCAUUCGCAAGCUCCCUUUCAGCCACAAGCAACUGAAUAGCACGCUGAAACGGAUUGUGAGGUCGCGGGGAGGUGAUGUAUGGACUCAGUACACGUCUCUAACUUCGGGGCAGAGGGAAUGCGUCGACCGGGCUCUACUUAAAGCGCACCAGACAAGCUCCCACACAAGGACAUGCGUAGCAAUAAGUUCUGGGAAGUCAGAAAGUCCUUAUGUAACUGUGUUCUUCUCCUUGGGCGUGUCCACUCAGCCUGUCCACUUCAAGUACAAUUCGCGGCAUUUCCAGUUCUCAUUUGAGCUGUGCCGGACAUGGGAAGGCAUGGCCUCCCUCAUUACAUCCACUCUGAAUGACAUCCCCAACCCGGAUUUGUUUCUCCAAAACGGACAAUACGAUCUCAAAGAUUCUGAUGACCGCACUAUUCUGCCGUCAACAUGGAGCUCGACCGUGCAACCUGGCAUAACUGUGUUCCUAAUUCCCAAAGAUAACUGGAAUGCGCCUAGGCCCUACCCGAUGCCUUCCCGGCCACCGAUGCCACCACCGCCGGCUUUCCGAAUGCCAGAAUCUAGCGCGCCAGUACCGCAGCGCAACACCUUAGUUCCUGAACCUUCACACGGUACUAUACCUGGGUUUCAAAGACGACAAUCAGUAUUACCGAUUGAAACAAGGACAAUAGCAGGCGUCUUUCAUGAUCCUGGUUAUGACGCGGAAGAGAUACAAGACCACAGUCCCUCAACUCCAUCCACAGACUCCUACCUAAACUCCAACGUCACCUCUGCUUCGGUGCCAAUUAAAUCAGUCCGAGAUUGGUACUCUAGCUCCCGAGCAGCGGCGCCGAGAUCACGGCGACGAGCCAAGCCCAUGCCCAAUCUGAUACCCGUGGCGCGCGGAAUGAUUGAUUCUAGCGAGGACGAAAACGAAGACGAAAAUGAAGAAGAAUCCGAUAUUAUUGAUUUCGAGGAGGAAGAAGAGACGACUCGGCUCGGGCUGGAGGAACUCUUAGGGAAGUGGACCAAUGCUGUUGAUGCGCCCCUCAACGAGGGAACAAGCACAACAGGAUAAGGGAUAGGUAGGUACGUCAACUCCUAAUUUUUGGAAAUUUGCUACUCUCCCGAUCUAUAUUUCACUUAUACAAGACGGAUAUUUAGAGACGACCUAACGAGAUGA